CUCCUGGAACUGUUUGACAGCGAGGACCCCCGGGAGAGGGACUUCCUGAAGACUGUCCUGCAUCGGAUCUACGGGAAGUUCCUGGGGUUGCGGGCUUUCAUCAGGAAGCAGAUCAACAACAUCUUCUUGCGGUGAGUGAAUAGUGAAGUGCCCCUCGUUCACAGAAACAAACAGCAGGGCCUCCUUCAGAGACCCACACAGGGAUCCGUCAAACUGGGUUUAAACCCCCCGCAGCUCGGCCCAUACAAGGUCCAUGGCCGUAUUCAUUAGGGCCUACCGUAGCAAAACGUUUCGCAACGGAAUAGAAAUUAGCAUUUAUCAUUGGACGAGUUCAGGUAGUCCACGCUUGUUGCCUAAUGAAUACGACCCUUGUGUUUUUCUCCAGUUGGCUCUUUUUACAAUGUGAGCACUGACGACCUCCUCUUUUCACACCGCAACCACCCAUAUGUCUCUGAAAUCCCACACCUGUCAUUUAGCUUCCCCUCUUCUUUCUGUCAAUGCCCUGGCUGAGAAGGGGAACUGUGCUGCUGUGAGUGUUUCCUUGGCAGGCUUUCCCAGCCAUGCUCUUUCAGACAGAAACAGCAGCAGCGGCUUGGGGACAUCUGGUAGAUAGACUACGUCAGACCCCACAGCACAUCUGGUGUCAGUGCACAGAAAAUGUCCUUUGGUCAUAGGGUCAAAAGUAAAACGGGACUCUCAUAAAGGAUAGUUUUAGACUUUCUAGAUGCAGUACUAUGAUGACAGUAGAGUCAUUAUUUUGGAUUGCAAUAAUGUUGAGCUUUUCUCAAUCCUUCGGGCUCCACUCCUAACCCCAAACAUAAUGUCUCAUCUCAAGUCACGACCACUAGCAAAACAGUACCUCCAUUCGCAUUACUCAAGUAUAUUAAAAAAAGAAAGAAAAGAAUCAUGUGACACAGAAGCACAGCAGAGAUUCCUGUUGCUCUGGUUACAGAGAAACGCUUUACUCAUUGUUGAUUUUGGGAGGGGCCGCUCGACAUUGACCAUCUGCCGCCGGGAUUAAAAAUGCCAUCGGAGGGCAUUCAAGUGCUCCAUUCGAGCCUCCAUGCCCUCUGCACGGUCUGACUGGCAGGGCAGUGCCAAUGGCUUCCAGACAGCCCAAAAUGGGUCACCCAAAAAAAUAAUUGUUUAGGGGGGGUGAGCUCUGUUCGGGCUGUUGGGUCUACUGCUCUGCUUUCUGCAAAUGAGGUGGGGGGGGGGGGUUAGUUGGGUUAGGAGCGCUACAGAGGCUGAGCACAUUUUACAUCUUUUACACGUUGUGAUUCGACUCGGUGAGCAUCAAUGUUAGCAUCUAUUUUAGCCUUCCUAAUGCACUGUCUUACUCUCUCUGCUCCAUUGUGUCCAAUCAGAGCCAUAUGCUCCGCUAGUUGCUGUGUAGUAAUUUGAAGUUUGAUGAUGGUGUGUGUUUGUGUUGUCUGAUUCUGGUAGGUUCAUCUACGAGACCGAUCACUUCAAUGGAGUGGCCGAGCUCCUGGAGAUACUGGGGAGGUGAGUCCAGAGUUUUUUGUGGUGUGAUUUCAAGCAUGCAUCGACAGCAUCAACAUAUAUCAAGGAUCUUUGACUCUAGCUGCAUGCUGCACAAAACUGCAGCAGCACAGCAAGCACAUUACAUUUUAUUAGGUGGAACUAGGACAUGAAACCAUGUACACUCAUAUGCCAUAAUAUCUCCAUUUGAGCUAAUAUUCUCAUAUCGGUACACUAGAAGUUCCCUUUAGUGUUUCUACAGGCCGCUCUGCUGUUAACACUUUAAAACCACAGAAUUCUGGGAAUCUCAGUCGCAGCUGGGGGCGCUUCCUGUUUAAAAAAUAUUAUGCGUUAUUUUGUUCAACAGUGAAAUGUCUCCCUGGUUCUAGCUAUGAAUACUCAUCUCUCUCUGCCUCUCAGACCACCCACCCUGCCCUCCGUAUCGUGUGUGUGUGUACUGUCUCUCAUGCAUGUGUGUUUGCUAAUGUUUGCCUCUCAAGGCGAUGAUUGAUUGGAGCGUUGUUUUUGUAUAUCCGCAGCAUCAUCAAUGGCUUUGCACUGCCGUUGAAGGCGGAACACAAGCAGUUCCUGAUGAAGGUGCUCAUCCCCAUGCACACCGCCAAAGGACUGGCCCUGUUCCACGCACAGGUAACCAAACGCCUAAUACAAGAUCAUUAAAUAACCCAUUUUAAGAGUUUGCUUUAACUACUCUCUCUCAGAAGACAACCAUUCUUCUAUUUUUAGCACCUAUCUAAAUCUGAAAAAGAUAACUGGCAUAAUGUGGGUUUUAAAGUGAAAUAUAGGUAAAAUGUUAUACAAUAGUAUGAUGUGGUAAUUAGCUUAGCUACCCGGUUGUUCUGUCAAGUCAGUCUUUGUGAACAGUAGAUGAUGUAGAAGCCUGUGUAAGCAUAACUCUCAUGAGCUAAAAUGAAGUGCUAAAAAAAAAAGAGCCUUGGACAACAGUGCCAUCUAGUGGCUGUAUUAUACACUUGAAAGUGUACAAAACAUUAGGAACACCUGCUCUUUCCAUGACAUAGACUGACCAGGUGAAAGCUAUGAUCCCUUAUUGAUGUCACCUGUUAAAUCCACUUAAAUCAGUGUAGAUGAAGGGGGCCAGACCGGUUAAAGAAGGAUUUUUAAGCCUUGGGACAAUUGAGACAUAUGUGUAUGUGUGCUAUUCAGAGGGUGAAUGGGCAAGACAACAUUUUAAAGUGCUUUUGAAUGGGGUAUGGUAGAAGGUACCAGGCGCACCGGUUUGAGUGUGUCAAGAACUGCAUUGCUGCUGGGUUUUUCACUCUCAACAGUUUCCGAUGUGUAUCAAGAAUGGUCAACCACCCAAAGGACAUCCAGCCAACUUGACUGUGUGAAACAUUGGAGUCAACAUGAGCCAGCAUCCAUGUGGACCGCUUGACACCUUGUAGAGUCCAUGCCCUGACGAAUUGAGGCUGUUCUGAGUGAAAAAAGGGGUGCAACUCAAUAUUAGGAAGGUGUUCCUAAUGUUUUGUACACUCGGUGGAUAGUACACACCACAUUGGAAUGUUUCUGUUAACAAUAAGUACGUAAGCUCACUUGCCUGUUCUUUGUCCUUUCAGCUGGCCUACUGUGUUGUCCAGUUCCUGGAGAAGGACCCCACCCUCACCGAACCGGUACUCUAACUAACUAACUAACUAACAUUCCUUACAUUCUACUAUGGGGACGCUACGUUCCCAUACGGAAAAGUAAUAUAUGGCUAUAGAUACACUACCGGUCAAAAGGUUUAGAACACCUACUCAUUCAAGGGUUUUUCUUUAUUUGUACUAUUUUCUACAUUGUAGAAUAAUAGUGAAGACAUAAACUAUGAAAUAACACAUGGAAUCAUGUAUUAACCAAAAAAGUGUUAAACAAAUAUAUUUUAUAUUUGAGAUUCUUCAAAGUAGCCACCCUUUGCCUUGAUGACAGCUUUGCACACUCUUGGCUUCAUGAGGUAGUCACCUGGAAUGUAUUUCAAUUAAUAGGUGUGUCUUGUUAAAAGCUAAUUUGUGGAAUUUCUUUCCUUCUUAAUGCGUUUGAGCCAAGUGUUGUGACAAGGUAGGGUUGGUAUACAGAAGAUAGCCCUAUUUGGUAAAAGACCAAGUCCAUAUUAUGGCAAGAACAGCUCAAAUAAGCAAAGAGAAACGACAGUCCAUCAUUACUUUAAGGCAUGAAGGUCAGUCAAUCCGGAACAUUUCAAGAACUUUGAAAGUUUCUUCAAGUGCAGUCGCAAAGAUCAUCAAGCGCUAUGAUGAAACUGGCUCUCAUGAGGACCGCCACAAGAAAGGAAGACCCAGAGUUACCUCUGCUGCAGAGGAUAAGUUCAUUAGAGUUACCAGCCUCAGAAAUUGCAGCCCAAAGAGAUUAUUGAAGUUAGCAUGCCAUGAGUCAUAAGUCAUAUUAUUUUUAAAAUAUGACAAUAUUGUGAAAUGCUCAUUUGCAAUUGAUGAACAAAAAGCUACUCACCAGUUAUUGCGGUCACUUUUUCAGGAUCCAAUCAGUCUUUUUUCUCCCCAUCUUCUCCCCUUUUAGCUUUGCCUUCUAGAAUUGUCACAGCUAGGGCUGUUGCGGUGACCGUAUUACCGCCACACCGGCGGUCACCAGUCAUGAAGACAGUCAAAUUCCACGUGACCAUUUAGUCACGGUAAUUAGGCUUCUCCAAGCUCUGAUGCUGCUGAUGGUCAUUAGUAACCUACCAAACUUGCUAACUGCCUGGUACUCAGCACUCUAUUGUCCCUCUAAUCACUCUGACGUCAAUGCAAAUCUAAUCGAAAAUCUAAUCAAACACUUCAUGAGAGCCCAUGAGCUCAUGUUGCGCAACAUUUCUGUAGGCUAUGCAAUUGUGUAAGAAAACAGAGUGAUGGCCUCUAUUUAAAAGAGGAGGAUCCCAUCAGAUUUCUAUAGGCUAGGCCUACUAUAUUUAUUUCUCAACUUUCCUAAUAAACUCAGCAAAAAAAGAAAUGUCCCUUUUUCAGGACCCUGUCUUUCAAAGAUAAUUAAUAAAAAUCCAAAUAACUUCACAGAUCUUCAUUGUAAAGGUUUUAAACACUGUUUCCCAUCCUUGUUCAAUGAACCAUAAACAAUUAAUGAACUGACUCUGAAAAACACCAAAAGAAAGAUGGCCUGGGUCCCUGCUCAUUUGCGUGAACGUGCCUUAGGCAUGCUGCAAGGAGGCAUGACGACUGCAGAUGUGGCCAGGGAAAUAAAUUGCCGUACUGUGAGACGUCUAAGACAGCACUACAGGGAGACAGGACGGACAGCUGGUCGUCCUCGCAUUGGCAGACCACGUGUAACAGCACCUGCACAGGAUCGGUACAUCUGAACAUCACACCUGCGGGACAGGUACAGGAUGGCAACAACAACUGCCCGAGUUACACCAGGAACGCACAAUCCCUCCAUCAGUGCUCAGACUGUCCGCAAUAGGCUGAGAGAGGCUGGACUGAGGGCUUGUAGGCCUGUUGUAAGGCAGGUCCUCACCAGACAGCACCGGCAACAAUGUCGCCUAUGGGCACAAACCCACCGUAGCUGGACCAGACAGGACUAGCAAAAAGUGCUCUUCACUGACGAGUCGCGGUUUUGUCUCACCAGGGGUGAUGGUCGGAUUCGCGUUUAUCGUCGAAGGGGCCUGUACUCUGGAGCAGGAUCGAUUUGGAGGUGGAGGGUCCGUCAUGGUCUGGGGCGGAGUGUCACAGCAUCAUCGGACUGAGCUUGUUGUCAUUGUAGGUAAUCUCAACGCUGUGCGUUACAGGGAAGACAUCCUCCUCCCUCAUGUGGUACCCUUCCUGCUGGCUCAUCCUGACAUGACCCUCCAACAUGACAAUGCCACCAGCCAUACUGCUCGUUCUGUGCGUGAUUUCCUGCAAGACAGGAAUGUCAGUGUUCUGCCAUGGCCAGCGAAGAGCCCGGAUCUCAAUCCCAUUGAGCACGUCUGGGACCUGUUGGAUCGGAGGGUGAGGGCUAGGGCCAUUCCCCCCAGAAAUGUCAGGGAACUUGCAGGUGCCUUGGUGGAAGAGUGGGGUAACAUCUCACAGCAAGAACCGGCAAAUCUGGUGCAGUCCAUGAGGAGGAGAUGCACUGCAGUACUUAAUACAGCUGGUGGCCACACCGGAUACUGAAUGUUACUUUACUGUUAGUCACAUGUCUGUGGAACUUGUUCAGUUUAUGUCUCAGUUGUUGAAUCUUGUUAUGUUCAUACAAAUAUUUACACGUUAAGUUUGCUGAAAACUCAGUUGACAGUGAGAGGACUUUUCUUGCUGAGUUUAUUAAGCACAUUGUUUAUCUUUACAACAGGAGUAUAGCCUACCUGGCUGGCAUGAAAAUGAACCACAGGAAAAGUGUCCUCCAUUUGCUAUUUUAAGUGCUGUUUCGAAACAGGUGCAUAAUAAUGGUCCAUUCUAAACAAAACUAAUUUCACACAUAUAGUAUUUAGUAUAUGUAAAGACUAUUAAAUCAAGAAUAGUCUGAUGGGUGACAAUAUUAGCCUAUCACUUGUGAAUGAUAUAUUGUCACUUGUGAAUGAUGCCCAACAUAAGAAACUGCCUUUUGUUUUGCAACUUUUUCUAAUCAUAGUCGCACACCUUAUGUAGCCUAGCCCGUACAUUUCACAUUUUAGUCAUUUUAGCAGACGCUCUUAUCCAGAGCGACUUACAGUUAGUGAGUGCAUAAUUUUAUUUUUUCAUACAGUAGGCCUAUAUGUUUUGAUAAGGUUUGUAUCACAACUAAAGUGGCCAAAUAACUUCUUAAUUUAAGCACAUUAAUCCGCUUUACAAGGGGUUUAGAGGCUAACUGGCAUAGAUAAGCAGUGUGUUUCAAGUUUGGGGAAGAUAAUUUAUCAUAAAAAUACACCUUUAUAAUAAAAUCAUUACAUGCAUAAUUGCAUUUGCGGUCACUUUUGAUAAUGGUGUUUUCCCGCUAAUGGAACAUUUGCGCAUAUAGCCUACUGCCAUGUGCGCAUUGCUGCGCUUAUAAUGUGAAGAAAAAGCCUAAUAGUUUAUAAACGUUCAGCCACAUUGCAUAAAAUAUUUUUUUUUUUACUAUUGGUUGUAUUAAUUUGGGUUCUAUUGCACCCCACCACUGUCCCAGACUAUGUUUGGAAUAUUUAUUUAUUGCAUAGAAUAGGUCUAAUUUUGUACUAUGGGGGGUAGUAGAUUGAAAGGCUAGUGCUUUUGCUGUUCAUUAGGCCUACUCAUCUUGGUGGCUGAUGAAAAGUAAAUGUGGACAGUUCUUCCAAUAUCUUCCAUAUGCACCUCGGAAUUGGAUAAGGAUGUGCGCAGUUGCAUCCCCGAUGUGUCUUGUCUUCACUUGUAGCCUGUGAGAAAGACCCGAUGACGUGAUGGAGAGCCAUGUGAGUGAGGUGCUUCGGAUUGCGCAGGGCACAACGCAGCACUGCGGGCCGCAAAAGGCAUGGAUUCUUUUAGGGUGCAUUACGACCACAAAUGGGAUUCCGCCAUGAAAUUCAAGGCAUUAUCAAGUGCUUGUCAAAUUGUGAAUGAGAGACUUGAAUUGUGUACAGCCUGUGCAAAAAACAAAGCAGAUUUCAUGCCUUUCAAGUAAUUUUUUUCAGAUCAUCAUUAGUCUCAUCAUGCAGCCUUACAAUGUAUUAAAAAUCUAAAUAUAUAGCCCAACGUUUGUAGAACAACUAAAGUUACAUAAAUAACUCUAAAUUAAGCAUAUAUGAGGGACCUAUUUCUUUGUUAACUGCUCAACACAGAAUAGCCUCAUGUGCGCACUCCCUCAAAUCCUUUGGAGAAAAUAUUUAUAUUUUAUUCAGCUUUGUUCAAUUGUAUUCUUCAUACUAUAAAAUAAUGCCUCGGGAUUCUAAGAAAAUCUUGUCUGCAAAAUGAACUAGUGUAGCCCACAGCCAUUUGGCAUAGCCACAACAUCAGGACAUAACAUAAGGACAACUCAGAGUAUGCUAUUCUUUUCUUCUGAAAUAGACUACAUUUUCUUCAUAUCAUGCUUCUUUAGACCUGUCUAAAAUAAAUAAUGGAUUUAUUGUGAUGGGGUAGGCUAUAUUACAUGGAUUUAUUAUACUUUUCAUAACGUAGAUGUUCCAAAGGUCUGCAUCAGUGUCUUGUAGGCUAUGUGUGGAAGCCAGUAGAUGCUAAAUGUGUUUAUGUUAAUUUACGGUCAAUUACCGUGAGACUAACAGUUUGCUUGACAAUCACCGGCUGACUAAAUUUCGUGACCGCCACAGCCCUAGACACAGCCAGAUAUUUACAUUUGAGUUAGGUCUGGAGAUAAUGACUUUUAUCUGUACAACGCUACAAAUAAUACAUACAUAUACAUACUGUACCACAGCCAUUGUCGCAUAGAAUUGGAAUGAGUAGAAUGGACAUUCUCAUCCGAAAGUGUUGGUUUGGGUGAACAGCAAGUAGCCUCUUUUCACAGGCGAUGUAUCUCCAACACAACGCCUGUUAUCCUUUAUAUGUGCAUUCUGAGAGGGAGACACCAAAAAAAGUACCCAAUGUGAUUGAGCCUGAGAGCUCCUCCCUGAUCUAAGGGCCUAUGCCCAUUCUAGUAAUUCUAAUUCUACGGUCUAGACAAUCUCUGUACAUAACUCUCAGGUUGCUUUUCAGCAACAUGCCAACAUCUAAAGCACCACACGGCGCUCUUGCCAUCACAGUGGAACUGUUGGCCUGGUUGCAUGGCCGCCCGCCAGACGUUCUUUGGGACUGAAACGUUCGAGCCUGGGUGAAUUUCCAUCUGCAAAAGAUGAAUAAUUCAGUCAGAUGCUAUAAAAGACUAGAAAGUACUGUAAGUACAGUAACAUAAUAUCCUCUGCAUUUAAAAUAGUCAUACUAGCUAAUACACUGACUUCUAUUUAAAACAUCUAGUGGAAAGCCUUCCCAGAAGAAUGGAGGCUGUUAUAGCAGCAAAGGGGGGACCAACUCCAUAUUAAUGCCCAUGAUUUUGAGCAGGUGUCCACAUACUUUUGGUCAUGAAGUGUAUAUGGGUAUUAAAUAUAUGAUCACUGCCAUAUAUUACUUUUCCGUAUGGGUUGUGGAUGUCAGCUCUCCUGUGAAGCUGUAGGAAUGUUGUGUGCUAGGAAUGUGUGUGUGCCAGUGUCAUAUAGGGGACAAACAAUGCUAGCUUCCUCAAACAAUUUAGUCCAAAAUCAUGAAUAGCUCAUAUUGUACCUAGGUAAAUAGCAUGUAAAAUACUGCAGCGCUAUCGUCCUAUGCACAGUACUGUUGGGUUGUUGACUAAAGACAGACAGAAAAAACUAAAGGCUCUUCCUUGGAUCUAAAUGUAAUCUGUUCAAUCCUCAGGUGAUUCAGGGGCUGUUGAAGUUUUGGCCCAAAACCUGUAGCCAGAAGGAGGUAUGUAUGUCUGGCUGUCUCAGUCUCUUUCUCUGUUAUGACUGCUAGAUGACACCGCACACUGGAGCGGAUGCUGUACCUUGACUACCUUAUGGUUCUAAACAGUGUACCGGCAUCUGAUUUCCUCAUACGUGUCUUGUUGUUUCCCACCUGCCCUAGGUGAUGUACCUGGGGGAAAUCGAGGAGAUCCUGGAUGUCAUUGAGCCCACCCAGUUCAAGAAGAUUGAAGAGCCCCUUUUCAAGCAGAUCUCCAGAUGUGUGGCCAACGCCCACUUCCAGGUACAGUCUUGACUUCCAACUUACCUUUAGCUCCUAGUGGAAAGGAAGUUCGCAAAGGGCCUAAAAAAAAGUGCAUCUCCAGCCUCAAGUCUUCUUGGGUAUGACGCUACAAGCUUGGCAUACCUGUAUUUGGGAAUUUCUCCCAUUCUUCUCUGCAGAUCCUCUCAAGCUCUGUCAGGUUGGAUGGGGAGCCUCGCUGCACAGCUAUUUUCUGGUCUCCAGAGAUGUUCGAUCGGGUUCAAGUCCGGACUCUGGCUGGGCCACUCAAGGACAUUAAGAGACUUGUCCCGAAGCCACUCCUGCGUUGUCUGUGUGCUUAGGGUCGUUGUCCUGUUGGAAGGUGAACCUUCGCCCCAGUCUGAGGUCCUGCGCGCUCUGGAGCAGGUUUUCAUCAAGGAUCUCUCUGUACUUUGCUCCGUUCAUCUUUCCCUCGAUCCUGACUAGUCUCCCAGUCCCUGCAGCUGAAAAACAUCCCCACAGCAUGAUGCUGCCACCACCCUGCUUCACCGUAGGGAUGGUGCCAGGUUUCCUCCAGAUGUGACGCUUGGCAUUCAGGCCAAAGAGUUCAAUCUUGGUUUCAUCAGACCAGAGAAUCUUGUUUCUCAUGGUUUGAGAGUCCUUUAGGUUCCUUUUGGCAAACUCCAAGCGGGCUGUCAUGUGCCUUUUACUGAGGAGUGGCUUCCGUCUGGCCACUCUACCAUAAAGGCCUGGUUGGUGGAGUGCUGCAGAGAUGAUUGUCCUUCUGGAAGGUUCUCCCAUCUCCACAGAGGAACUCUGGAGCUCUGUCAGAGUGACCAUCGGGUUCUUGGGCACCUGCCUGACCAAAGCCCUUCUCCCCCGAUUUCUCAGCUUGGCCGGGCGGCCAGCUCUAGGAAGAGUCUUGGUGGUUCCAAACUUUUUCCAUUUAAGAAUGAUGGAUGCCACUGUGUUCUUGGGGACCUUCAGUGCUGCAGUAUUUUUUGGUACCCUUCCCCAGAUCUGUGCCUUGACACAAUCCUGUCUCGGAGCUCUACGGACAAUUCCUUUGACCUCAUGGCUUGGUUUUUGCUCCGAGAUGCACUGUCAACUGUGGGACCUUAUAUAGACAGGUGUGUGCCUUUCCAAAUCAUGUCCAGUCAAUUGAAUUUACCACAGGUGGACUCCAAUCAAGUUGUAGAAACAUCUCAAAGAUGAUCAAUGGAAACAGGAUGCACCUGAGCUCAAUUUCGAGUCUCAUAGCAAAGGGUCUGAAUACUUAUGUAAAUAAGGUAUCUGUUUUUUUUAAUUUUUUAUAAAUUUGAAAAAUCUAAACCUGUUUUCGCUUUGUCAUUAUGGGGUAUUGUGUGUAAAUUGAGGAUUUUAGAAUAAGGCGGUAACACAAUUUUAAAAAAGUCAAGGGGUCUGAAUACUUUCCGAAUGCACUGUAUAUAUUUAUAUUCCAGACUCUGGUCCGGAAGCUAAUUUUCUGCAAUUCUAUCCAUUUUGGCAUGUUUUUUUUUACUGUGUAUUUAAAUACUGUAUUCUCAACAUAGCUAAUUUGAAUAUAUCUACUACUAUACAUUGCAUUUUAGUUACUGUUUAUACACACCACAUAUUUAUAUAUACUGGAUUAUUGACAUACAAUAGCUCACUCUAAUAUAUCUACUGCUAUACAUAUAAUUCUUAGUACAUCUUGUGUAAAUUCAUCCGGUGUACACUCAGUGGCCAGUUUAUUAGUACCAGGUCGGACCCCCCUUUGCCUCUAGAACAACCUGAAUUCUUUGGGGCAUGGAAAUGUUGCUCAAUUGGUAUCAAGGGACCUAACGUCUGCCAGGAAAACACUCCCCACACCAUUACACCACCGCCACCAGCCUGUACCGUUGACACCAGGCAGGAUGGGGCCAUGAAAUCCUGAUUCUGCCAUCAGCAUGACGCAACUGGGAUUCAUCGGACCGGGCGAUGUUUCUCCACUCCUCAAUUGUCCAGUGUUGGUGAUCGCAUGCCCACUGGAGCCGCUUCUUAUUUUUAGCUGAUAGGAGUGGAACCUGUUGUGGUCAUCUGUUGCAAUAGCCAAUCUGUGACAAGGACCGACGAGUUGUGCGUUUCGAGAUGCCGUUCUGCACACCACUGUUGUACUGCGCCGUUAUUUGCCUGUUUGUGGCCCGCCUGUUAGCUUGCACGAUCCUUUCCAUUCUCCUUCGACCUCGUCAACAAGCAGUUUUUGCCCACAGGACUGCCGCUGACUGGAUGUUUUUUGUUUCAAAUCAAAUGUUAUUUGUCACAUGCGCCGAAUACAACAGGUGUAGACCUUACAGUGAAAUGCUUACUUACAAGCCCUUAACCAACAAUGCAGUUAAGAAAAAUAAGUGUUAAGUAAAAAAUAAAUAAUAAAAAAAGAACAAUAAAAAAUCAUUAAAGAGCAGCAGUAAAAUAACAGUAGCGAGGCUAUAUACAGGGGGUACCGGUACAGAGUCAAUGUGCGGGGGCACAGGUUAGUCGAGGUAAUAUGGACAUGUAGGUAGAGGUAAAGUGACUAUGUACAGAUAAUAAACAGAGAGUAGCAGCAGCAUAGGGGGGGAGACAAUGCAUUUUGAGGAUCUGAGGACCCAUGCCAAAUCUUUUCAGUCUCCUGAGGGGGAAUAGGCUUUGUCGUGCCCUCUUCACGACUGUCUCUGUGUGUUUGGAGCAUUCUUGGUAAAAACUAGACACUGUCGUGCGUGAAAAGCCCAGGAGGCCGGCCGUUUCUGAGAUACUGGAACCGGCACACCUGGCACCGAUGAUCAUUAUUUUGCCUAUUCUAACAAUAAAAUGGAACAUUCACUGAAUGCCUCGAUGCCCGUCUGCCUGCUUUAUAUAGCAAGCCACAGCCACGUAGGAGCUAACCAUUUUUGUGAACGGGAUGGCGUACCUAAUAAACUGGCCACUGAGUGUAAAUACGUAUAGAUUGCAUUUGGAUUACUGUUACAGUGCUAUUUGGGUUGUUAAUUGGAUUCGUUCCGACAUUUCUUGUGUAUUUAUUUAUUUUUUAUAAUUUUGUUGUGUACUUGUUUGACAUGUUACUGCAUUGUUAGGAGCUAGUAACAAAAGCAUUUCGCUACACCCGCUAUAACAUCUGCUAAACUAUGUACACAACAAAUAAACGUUGAUUUGAUUUAUGACACAGUGGAAGUGUUUUUUAAAAAUGUAGUGCAGAGACAUCAUUCAGAAUGGGAUUCUGAUGUAUAUGAGUUGGUGUGUAGUAUUUGAGUGUUCUAUGCUUUAGACAUAUUUGCAUAUUCCAUUAUAGUCAAUGGCAAGUGAUGACUCAACAAAAUGUGACAACCAAUUUUCGCUGAAACGAAACAAAAUAUAAAAAAAACAAUUUGGGGAAUCAACUACAAGCACAUAAAGAGUGAAAGUAAGGCCACAUGUAAAAAUGGUGAACUUCAUGUUACUGUCAUUUGUUAGACUGCCAGCCCAGUUCAUUUCCUCUUGAUCCCUACAGGUAGCAGAGCGAGCCCUCUACUUCUGGAACAAUGAGUAUAUCCUGAGCCUCAUUGAGGAGAACAUCGACAAGAUUCUGCCAAUCAUGUUUGGUAGCCUGUACAGAAUCUCCAAAGAACACUGGAACCCGUACGUAUGCCACUCUCAGGUUCUCAACCCAUUGCCCUCAGGGUAAAGCAGUAACAAGCAACGCAAUGCUUAAUACUGAACUCUUAACUAUAGGUUGGGGAUUUAUGUAUGACAAAAUGGUAUUGCUUUAUUAGGGCGUAAUACAAGGUUGUGUUUUUCUAGUUAUCCAAUCUCAGCAUUGCUACUGUAGGAUUGAGUGAGCCGGUAAGCAUCUCCAGAUGUGUUGAAGUCUGAUGCCAUUAUCCCCUGUAUGUUUCCAGGACGAUUGUAGCUCUGGUCUACAAUGUGCUGAAGACCCUGAUGGAAAUGAACAGCACGCUAUUUGAUGAGCUGACAGCCUCUUACAAAUCAGACAGACAGCGGUGAGUGAGCUCUUCCAGUACCUAUAUUCUUUUUAGUUCUUCUGUCUAAACAAACAGUGUGAACAAACUAGUAAAAUAACUAGUAAGGUAUAAAGUUGGGAAACAACGCUGGCCUGUUUGCUUUGUACAACACAUAAUACAUUGGAUUACAUUACCUCUGUUAGCUACCCAUUUUCAAGGACAGUCAGUCCUUUAGUUCCCCUCCGUACCUAAGGUCUGACAGCGAUGUGUGUGUGUCCAGGGAGAAGAAGAAGGAGCAGGAGAGGGAGGAGCUGUGGAAAAAGCUGGAUGAGUUGAAGCUGAGCGAUGCUGCAGCACUGGUGCAGAACAACAGCCACGGGCUCCAGAACGCUGCCCAAAACAACAACAACAACAACAACAAUCACCACGACAACCAGGAGAAGAGCACCGCUGUCGCUGCUGACCAUGAAGACCCUGUAGUCGCCAUGGAUACCACGGAGAGUGUUGAGGUCCUCACA
This is a messenger RNA of Coregonus sp. 'balchen', 13503 nucleotides long. The record is from the annotation of a GenBank genome assembly. NCBI's taxonomy places the organism in Eukaryota, Metazoa, Chordata, Actinopteri, Salmoniformes, Salmonidae.